Messenger RNA from Populus trichocarpa (black cottonwood), 1368 nucleotides. Its product is annotated as pentatricopeptide repeat-containing protein At1g62350. The transcript has 2 exons. NCBI's taxonomy places the organism in Eukaryota, Viridiplantae, Streptophyta, Magnoliopsida, Malpighiales, Salicaceae. The record is from RefSeq and is a predicted model, not a curated record. Gene Ontology annotation, molecular function: protein binding. Bases 189 to 911 code for a protein of 240 amino acids.
GAGAGCUGAAAUGAAUAUAAUUUAAUAGUCGGGGAAUGGAAAUAAGGUUUGCCCAACCUUAAACCACUCACAAAAUUACUGCCGGUACCUGAACAACACAAGCGAGCAUUUCACAUAGAAAACCUGUUUGGUUUCGCUGAGAGUCUUGGUUUCUUCCGAACACAGUUGUAUUGACUAUUGAGGUUCUUAUGUGGCGUUUGGCUUCAAAUUUUCUAGGAAAAGCCUCCCUGUCUAGAAAACCCCAUUCUCUCACUCAAAAACAUCAAUUUUUGGUGUUUUUUCGCUGCAUUUAUAAUCAUUCAGCUUCAAGGCCUAGCUUAUCGAUAUGGAGACGAAAGAAGGAGAUGGGAAAAGAAGGAUUGAUGGCGGCCAAAGAGCUGAAGAGACUCCAAUCGAAUCCUGUCCGACUCGACCGGUUUAUUACAUCAAAUGUUUCUCGCUUGCUCAAGUCUGAUCUUCUUGCUGUUCUCGCUGAGUUUCAAAGGCAAGACCAGUUAUAUGAUGUUGUGCGCAAAGAGAUUUGGUAUCGGCCAGACAUGUUCCUUUUCAGGGACAUGCUUAUGAUGCUUGCAAGAAACAAGAAGGUAGAUGAAGCAAAUCAGGUUUGGCGAGAUUUGAGGAGAGAGGAAGUUCUGUUUGAUCAGCAUACCUUCGGGGACAUAAUUAGAGCCUUCUUAGAUAAUGGAUUGCCCUCAAAGGCAAUGGACAUAUAUGAGGAAAUGAGACAAUCUCCUGAUCCACCAAUAUCUUUGCCUUUUCGUGUGAUCUUGAAGGGGCUUAUUCCGUUCCCAGAAUUAAGAGAGGAGGUAAAAGAUGACUUCCUGGAGCUUUUCCCUGACAUGAUCGUGUAUGAUCCAGCUGAGGACUUGUUUGAAGAUCAAGAAAGGGAGAAGGAUAGGGAAGAUGAUUAGGGGUGGAGCGAUCCAGCUCUAUGAUCUACUGCUUCACAAGCAAUGAUGUUUUUCCUUGUGCGAACUUAACCAUUUGCUAGAGCGAGAAGAAAUUAAUGCCUGUACAAGAUUGAUAGUUGUUGGUGAAUUACUUGUGGAAAAUAGCUCCGAGAAGCUCAAGAACUCACUUUCGGGUGUCUGAAGUUUUGAAUCUCAGUCAGCACAUGAUGCGAGCAUUAUCUUCCUUUCUGCUCCUAGAAGCAUCAUCAAGUGCCUGUAAUUCAACUUGGGAAGCGGUGUGGUGGGAUAUAAAAAAUAUCGCUUAUUGAGUUAAAGACAACAACCUAUAUUACAGAAGAGAAGUUCGUCUUCGUUAAUUUUGCUUUUUCAGGACCAUUUGGAGAAAUGAUUUUGUUCUCAUUCCAAGUUUCUUUUACGGCUCUAAAUUGUGUGGUGAUAUGUAAUUUUCGUUUGUUUA